UGAUUUGAUUGGCCACAGUUAUGUGGCCUCUCCACGUAUAAUAAAUCAAAGCCUUAAAAGUCCAACUUACUAGAAUACCUAUUAAACAAACGGGUCAAAAUAUUUCUCACCCAUUUUCCCUAAUUCUCAGCAUUCUUAAGUGACUAGAAAUGGCUUUGGGUGGAGGUGGACCACAAAGGGGGACUGCAGCAGCAGCAGCUGCUAACCUACGUCGAAGGAAGACCGGAGGAGCAGGUGGAGCUGCAGGAGGAGCAGGUGGUACCAUGCUCCAAUUCUACACUGAUGAUUCCCCUGGACUCAAGAUAUCCCCCAAUGUUGUGCUUGUGAUGAGUAUUGGCUUCAUAGCCUUUGUUGCAAUCCUUCAUGUCAUGGGUAAGCUCUACUUUGUCCGCAGAGAGGGCUAGAGACACUCAGAUAUCUCAUUGCUGAGUUGGGAAAUUUUUGUUGGGCAACAGCUUUCUUCGUUGAAGGAAAAACUGACAUUGUAGCUUUAUUUUCUUGUUUGUUUGUCUAUGCAAUGAAGUUCAUAGAAAAGUUUUCUAGUUAUGAGUUGAA
Messenger RNA from Solanum stenotomum, 555 nucleotides. RefSeq names its product protein transport protein Sec61 subunit beta-like. Gene Ontology annotation, biological process: intracellular protein transport. The record is from RefSeq and is a predicted model, not a curated record. The coding region runs from base 150 to 404 and encodes 84 amino acids. Lineage: Eukaryota; Viridiplantae; Streptophyta; Magnoliopsida; Solanales; Solanaceae. Gene Ontology annotation, cellular component: Sec61 translocon complex; endoplasmic reticulum membrane. The transcript is spliced from 2 exons.